AUGGGCGAAGUGUUUGAUGUCGCAGUGAUUGGGGCCGGCAUGGCUGGCAUCAUCGCAGCUCGUGACCUGAGCGAGAAAGGCUACAAAGUGGUUUUGUUAGAAGCCCGUGGUCGUCUUGGAGGGCGAACUUAUAUGGACCACGCUUGUGGUGGAAUACUUGAACUAGGAGGAGGCUACGUACACUGGACACAACCGCACGUCUGGAGCGAGCUCCAGCGCCACGGAAUUUCUCUCGAUCCCCCAAUGGAGGAAGGAAAGAAUUACUGGCUUGCCGAUGGUGCUGUACACACUGGCAGUUCCGACAAGUUCUACGCAACCGCAAUGCCACUUCUGGAACGACUUUUCUCCGACAGUCGUGCUCGAUUCCCGAUGCCAUUUAUCCCCACCGCGAUCGACAACACAGAAAUCGAGAAGGAGUCGAUCGAAGACCGUAUAAAUUCGUUGAACAUCUCCUCGUAUGAGCGGGAUGUUCUGGAAGGGGCGUUGUCUGGUGUGGUGCAUUCUUACAAAGAUCAUGGCAUUGCCCAACUGCUCCACGCUGUGGCCACGUACUUCGGAAAUUUCGCUGCCUUUUUUGAAACGGCUGGCACUUGGAGCAUCCAGGGUGGUACUAAGGGACUGAUCCAUGCCAUCAUGGCUGAAUCGACUGCCAAGCUACUACUUUCCACGCCAGUGACCUCCAUUACCGAUGAAGGCUCCCGGGUUAUCGUUGGCACUCAGGAUGGCCAACAGAUCCAUGCUCGUAAGACAAUCGUCGCGCUUCCACUCAACACCAUUGGUGACGUGCAAAUCACACCCAUGUUGCCCGUCAUGGCGCGAUCAAUGAUCGCGGAAAUGAAUCCGACCAUGGCUGGUAAGCUCUGGAUUCGAGUUCGGGGCGAAAUAGAACCUUUUAGUAUCUACGCACCAGCUGGAAAAUACCCGCUCAAUGCUGCGAGAACUGAGAAGUACUUUGAUGGAGAUACACUCGUUCUUUGCAUGUGCUCUGAUGAUGCUUCUAUUCGUGGCCAGGAUCGCUUGGGUGUACAAGCGGCGCUACGGAAGUUCAUACCGAAUAUUGAAGUUGUCGAUAUUGCGUACCAUAGCUGGGUCGGCGAUGAAUACUCCAAGGGAGGCUGGAUGAUGAAUCGACCUGGGUUCUUUACAACUGGUGCUGUGGAACUCCGCCGGCCACAUGGCAACAUUCACUUCGCAGGGAGUGAUGUUUCGGCGAGUGAGCCGGGCUCUAUUGAGGGUGCUUUGUCGAGCGGCGCACAAGCUGCUCGUGAUGUCUCUAUCAAGCUGACCAAACAGAAGCUACAGUCCUGA
Molecule: messenger RNA, 1308 nt
Organism: Penicillium subrubescens
Lineage: Eukaryota; Fungi; Ascomycota; Eurotiomycetes; Eurotiales; Aspergillaceae
Product: flavin monoamine oxidase family protein
Exons: 1
Coding region: 1-1308 (435 amino acids)
Molecular function (GO): oxidoreductase activity
Source: RefSeq, a predicted model, not a curated record